CUGAGGAGGGCACCCUGGUCCACUUUUCUCCUAUCUCCCUCUUCCCCAGGUGGCAGCGGGAUGGACCUGUCUGGGCUCCUGCUGGACGAAGAGGGCGCCUUCUCGCUUGCGGGCUUCCAGGAAUUCACGUUUCUUCCUGGACACCAAAAACUAAGUGAGCGAGUAAGGAAGAGACUUUACUAUGGCUGGGACCCUGAUUGUGGCCUAGAAGAACUAUCUAGCCCUGUGGCAGACAUUGCUGUGGAGUUGCUCCAGAAGGCAGCCCCAAGUCCUAUUCGCCGGCUCCAGAAGAAAUAUGUAUCUCAUGUGUCCCGGGAAGCAUGUAUUUCUCCAUGUGCCAUGAUGUUGGCCUUAGUCUAUAUUGAACGGCUCCGACACAGAAACCCUGACUAUUUACAACAUGUGUCAUCUUCUGACCUAUUCCUUAUCUCUAUGAUGGUGGCUAGCAAGUACCUGUAUGAUGAAGGGGAAGAGGAGGAGGUCUUCAAUGAUGAAUGGGGGGCUGCAGGAGGUAUGGCAGUGCCUACCCUUAAUGCUCUGGAGAGAGGCUUCCUGAAUGCCAUGGACUGGAGCCUCUACACUGACCCUCGGGAGAUCUUUGAGGUGCUGAGUUGGCUGGAGGGCUGCGUGGCUGAGCAGCAGGGUCGUCGCCGCGGCUGGUAUACCUAUACAGACUUAUGUGUGCUGUUGGAGCAACGGACCUGGCAGUUGGCUUUGGGCUCCCUGUGUCAGCGUUUGGCCAAGUUGGCCUGCCUGCUAGCCUUGGCUUAUGUAAGCAGUGUGACUGUGGCUGUGGCCUCUGUGACCAUCCUGCACCAGACUUUGGGGCUACAUGGCACUCCCCCACCUGGACCCCCUGAUCUUGGUUGUUUUGCCCCCAAAUGCCCACUGGAACCUUGUUCUCUGUCUUCAGCUUCUGGCCCACAGUUCCUAACCCCAUCUGCUAACACCUCCCAAAAUCUAGUGGGGGAAAUGGGACUGCAUUCAUUGUGGGGAAGCCUUUUGGCUACGCUGACUCCUUCUCCACUGCCUCCACCACUUUUACUGGGCACCCCAGCUCCUCAGCCCUGCCCCCUUUGUCGGCAGCUCCAGAUAGACUCCCCAACACACCAUGCCUGUCAGAAUACCAACUAUUCAACCACAACAAGGCCUCUUAAUCCCUGGUAUUCUCUACCUGGCCAAGCCCCACCCUGGUCCUGGAGCCCCGGUGCCCCAGUCCUUCCCCAGCCACAACAGUGCUCCUUGUUUGGUGCUAUGGAGCUGGCCCGCCUCAAAUCUUUUAUCUUUCCAGGAUAGAUAGAGAUUCUGGAAAUAUAUUGAGGGGAAUUAGGUUGCCAUGGGGGACUUAACAGGACAAAGCUUUAUCCAUUGGGAAAGAAGAAUUUAAAAAUGUGUGAUUUAGACUGUCUCUUCCUUUCUGGAUCUUUGUUCACUUUUCUCUAAGGGGAAAGGUAAAUGGGGUUGUUGUGGCAGCUGGGUGAAGAGUAUGUUGUUUGUCUUUGUGGCCUUUGCCUAUGACUCCAUGGCUGAUUGCCACAGAAUUGGUUUCGUGAUGUCACUUGGGAAGGCUUCAUCCUGGUGACCUGUGUGAUGUCACAUAUAGAAGGCCAAGGGGGAGGACUCUCCCACCUUGGGCUUUGCUAGAGUUGAUAAUGAUUUUUUGCUCUUGUUUCUUAAGAUGAGGGGGGAAGUGUGAGAAUAGGGGAAAAAAUUGAAGCUGGUCUACAUGAAGUCCCUAGGACUUGAGUGCUAAGGGAUGAUAGGACCAGGGAGAUGGGAGGCUGCUCUGGAAUGACAACAGGAAAGGACACUCAGAAAGAGCCUGCCCUUUAGAAUAAAAAUAUAGGGGGUUCUUAGCCUUUGCCCUCUUCUCCAGCCAUCAUUCUUCCGUGCCCCCUGCCUAUAUACUUCACCCUUUGUUGGUACCUCUCCCCCUUGUCUUUCCUCAGGUCUCCAACCCCUUGGUUUGUACUUGGUUGGUUUUUUCCCAUGCUUUUAUAGAAGAAUUCGAGGUUUCAAUAAACAGUUUUAAGUUGCA
Molecule: messenger RNA, 2038 nt
Organism: Gracilinanus agilis (Agile Gracile Mouse Opossum)
Lineage: Eukaryota; Metazoa; Chordata; Mammalia; Didelphimorphia; Didelphidae
Gene: CNPPD1
Product: cyclin Pas1/PHO80 domain containing 1
Exons: 8
Coding region: 61-1296 (411 amino acids)
Biological process (GO): regulation of cyclin-dependent protein serine/threonine kinase activity
Cellular component (GO): nucleus; cyclin-dependent protein kinase holoenzyme complex
Molecular function (GO): protein kinase binding; cyclin-dependent protein serine/threonine kinase regulator activity
Source: RefSeq, a predicted model, not a curated record